This is a messenger RNA of Aureobasidium subglaciale EXF-2481, 564 nucleotides long. RefSeq lists its product as uncharacterized. Bases 1 to 564 code for a protein of 187 amino acids. Lineage: Eukaryota; Fungi; Ascomycota; Dothideomycetes; Dothideales; Saccotheciaceae. The record is from RefSeq and is a predicted model, not a curated record. The transcript has a single exon.
AUGACCAUGCCUCCACUCAGCACUUUUUCGCCUUCCGUCGGUGUCGUCUCUUUCUGCAUCGCCAAGUCACAAACGACACUGGCCUACAUCCCUGCCAGUCUCUAUCUUCGUAAACAGUGCUCAGCGGACAUUCACGUUCUAUCCACCGCCGACAAUACCCCGUUAUCCGUAGGCUCCAAGAUAUUGACUUUCGAUCGGCCUAAAAACAAGAACGGCAAGCCAAACCUGAGGUUCCAUCAGGUCCUGGAUGUCGACGGAAACCUUCUUAUCGAAGUGGCCAAAAGAAACAAAUUAAGCAUUGUGUCCAGUGGCAGCAAUAAGGAGAUAGGUCAGGUCGCCCUGUCGAAAAAAGAUAUGGGCAGCUGGUGGACACGAAGAAAACUUGAGUCCCCAAUCGUACUCGACUUGACCAUCAAGAACAUGGCCGGCAAUCGAGAGCAAGUCACGCUCAAAAUACGAGCACGGAACAAUACGAACUCUGGCGGCGAUGUCUUUGUUGGUCAGCACGUCAUGAUGAGAUUCGAAAGAACAAGUGACUCUAUUUAUCCGGAAGCCUCGAAAUAG